GUUCAUCUUCUGUGAUCGACUUCAUUCGCUCUUCCUUUCUUUAAGAACAUUUGCCAUUUCCGUUGUCUACGUGACGCACUCACCCAUCACCGCCAACGUCAUCUCACGCGUGCAGCGACGAACAGCCCUUUGCAAGCCGCCUCACACAACCGUUUUUAAAACUCUGCUUCCACCGUCGUCGACGCUGCUUCCUCUCUCUCUCUCACGUACCGCGGACGUCUACACACACGCACGCAUCUAGCAUCAUGGAGGGCUUCUAUGGACUGGAGGUUGCUGCCGGCAAGCAGGUGAAGCCGAAGAUCCCGGAGGAGUGCGCGCUGCGCGUGACGCAGCUUGCAGUGCCGGCGAACGCCGUCGGUGCGGUCUCGCUCGUUGUGUCCUUCGAGGGCAAGCAGUUCACCAUUGCGACGCUGGACCCCAAGAAGGGCGUGUACCAGAUGAACACGGACCUCGUCUUCACGGAGGCGCAGGACGUGUCCUUCGCUGCGCAGGGCGCCGGCGCGGUGCACGUGACGGGAUACGUGCAGCCUGUGGGCAACGACGACAUGAUGAUGGACGCGAUGGCCGGCGAGAGCGGCGAGGACGAUGAUGAGGAGAGCGACGAGGACGACGACCUGCAGGAGGCCUCGGAGCCGGAGAGCCACGACGCCGCCGCCGCCGCCGCCACCCCCGCCGGUGCGGACAGCGACGAUGACGACGAUGAAGAGGACGACGAUGAAGAGGAUGAUGAUGAGGACGAGGAUGAGGGUGAGGCCGAGGGCGGUCUGCCUGCGGCGGGCAGCGAUGACGACAGUGAUCUCGGCGACGACGAGGAGGUGGAAGAGGACGAGGAGGAUGAGGAGGGCGACGAUGAGAAGGGUGGUGAAGACGAGGAGGACGAUGAGGAUGAGGAUGAGGAUGAGGACGAGGAUGAGGACGAGGAUGAGGACGAUGGGGUUCCGCAGAAGUUCCAGCGUACGGAGCGCGGCGGCUUCCGCGGUGGUCGCGGUGGUGAUCGCGGUGGUUUCCGCGGCGGUGAACGUGGUGGCUUCCGUGGUGGCCGUGGCGGUGACCGUGGUGGCUUCCGUGGUGGCCGUGGCGGUGACCGUGGUGGCUUCCGUGGUGGCCGUGGCGGUGACCGUGGUGGCUUCCGUGGUGGCCGUGGCGGUGACCGUGGCGGCUUCCGUGGUGGCCGUGGCGGUGACCGUGGUGGCUUCCGUGGUGGCCGCGGAGGUGACCGUGGUGGCUUCCGUGGCGGCAGCCGCGGCGGCAACCGUGGUCGCUACUAA
Molecule: messenger RNA, 1268 nt
Organism: Leptomonas pyrrhocoris
Lineage: Eukaryota; Euglenozoa; Kinetoplastea; Trypanosomatida; Trypanosomatidae
Product: putative nucleolar RNA-binding protein
Exons: 1
Coding region: 246-1268 (340 amino acids)
Source: RefSeq, a predicted model, not a curated record